This is a messenger RNA of Cynocephalus volans (Philippine flying lemur), 1166 nucleotides long. RefSeq names its product glutamine amidotransferase class 1 domain containing 1 (gene GATD1). Gene Ontology annotation, cellular component: cytoplasm. The transcript is spliced from 8 exons. Gene Ontology annotation, molecular function: glyoxalase III activity. NCBI's taxonomy places the organism in Eukaryota, Metazoa, Chordata, Mammalia, Dermoptera, Cynocephalidae. The coding region runs from base 68 to 724 and encodes 218 amino acids. The record is from RefSeq and is a predicted model, not a curated record.
CACAGCUGCCCCGCCCCUCAGCAGGCUCGCACCGCGCACGCGCAGACAGAGCCGGGCCCGCCGCGCCAUGGCGUCCGAGCGGCUUCCGAGCCGGCCCGCCUGCCUCCUCGUGGCCAGCGGUGCCACCGAAGGUGUGUCUGCCCAGUCCUUCCUCCACUGCUUCACGCUGGCCAGUGCUGCCUUCAACCUGCAGGUAGCCACCCCAGGGGGGAAGGCUAUGGACUUCGUGGACGUGACCGAGAGCAGUGCGCGCUGGGUGCAGGACUUCCGCCUCAAGGCCUACGCCAGCCCCGCCAAGCUUGAGUCCAUCGAUGGUGCCCGGUACCACGCCCUCCUGAUCCCCAGCUGCCCUGGGGCCCUGGCCGACCUGGCCAGCAGCGGGUCGCUGGCCCGUAUCCUGCAGCACUUCCACUCCGAGAGCAAGCCCAUCUGUGCUGUCGGCCAUGGCGUUGCUGCCCUGUGCUGUGCCACCAGCGAGGACAGGUCCUGGGUGUUCCGUGGCUACAGUCUGACUGGGCCCUCUGUGUACGAGCUCGUCAGGGCACCCGGCUUCGCUCGCCUGCCACUCAUCGUGGAGGACUUCGUGAAGGACUCAGGCGCCUGCUUCAGCGAACCUGCUUUUCCUCUGCGGCAGCCGGAAAUGAGCCUGCUGGGUGGACACAGCUGCCUCGAGACAGCCCAGGCAUCCCCAGAGGCAGCUGGACUGCAGCCUCCUUCCUCCUGACGAGAGGCCCUUGAUGACAACCCGGCCUGGCCCCGUGGGGUUGUUGGAGGCUCCAGGAAUCAGCCCUAAGGGUGUCAGCGCUCAUGGAGGGGCCAAGCCCCGUGAUUCCCAGCAUCUCCUCCUCUGGUGGGAAUGGAGACCAGGGCCCUGGGUGCCAAGGGCACCAUGCUGGCUGCUCAGUGGUCCUCUGGAAUUCCGAGUUGAGUGUUCCAGAGAGAACUGGUUGGAGUGCUGAGAACACUCACAGGCCCUGCUGUGGCCUGCCCUCUGCCUGCCCAUCCCAUUAGCCUUGGUUGGGUGCAAGGACCAGCUGGCUGGAGCUUGUGCAUGACUUCUUGCCUGGCCAGAAGUGACUGGAAUAUUCUGGUAACCACAGCCCCCAGCCCAUAAGCUGGCUGGUACUGGCUGCACUUUCCUGCUGAAGAAAUCUGCCCUAAUUUAA